AAAAUUUGAAUUUUGUAAUUUUCUGUCGUCAAUCGAAAAUUUAUUAAUUCACAAAAUUUUCAGCUCUUGCAGCUUGUAUUAAGUCAUUUAUUAAUUUUUGUAAGAGAGGUCUAUUGUACUCAAUUAUAUUCAUAAUGACUGCCUGGAGACAAGCUGGUUUAAACUACAUCAACUAUUCAAAUAUCGCUGCACGAAUUCUUCGUCGCACAUUAAAACCCGAAGCAAGAGUUGAAGCUGCAAAACGUGAUGAAAGUCAUAUUCGAUUCACUCCUUGGACCAAUGGCAAACCAACCCAUGAAAAGUAAAGUAAAAGAAAGAGUUCCUCUCUUAUUGUAAGGACGCAGUCGAAUCUGCUUAAGCUUUCUGAUGAACAUCCCGUUUUAUCUAAUUAUAAUUAAUAAAAUCCACAAAAUUAGCAUCCAUCAUAUGGAAU
Molecule: messenger RNA, 433 nt
Organism: Chironomus riparius
Lineage: Eukaryota; Metazoa; Arthropoda; Insecta; Diptera; Chironomidae
Source: the annotation of a GenBank genome assembly